This is a messenger RNA of Phalaenopsis equestris, 1116 nucleotides long. RefSeq lists its product as uncharacterized. The record is from RefSeq and is a predicted model, not a curated record. Lineage: Eukaryota; Viridiplantae; Streptophyta; Magnoliopsida; Asparagales; Orchidaceae.
ACCGGCCACCGCAACUAUAUAAAUACCGAUUCCCAAUCGACCUUGUCCUUCUCCUUCCCGUUGCCGCUGCUCUUUGCCGCGUUUCACAACUCAAAUCCGACGAAACCUUCCCGACCCAAAUGUCCAAACUCUCCUCCUCCUCCGGCCCAUCGUCAUCGUUAUCGCCGGAGCUUCUUCGCCACCCUCUCGCCUCCCCAGGAUCUUCUCCACCGGCGAACGACAUCGCCAACUCGUGGAUCCUUGAGUUCGCCCUCCGCCAACCAAUACCUAACCGUCUGGCUAACGCAAUCUUCUUCUCUCUCCCUUUCUCCUCCUCCUUCCACCACCACCUUCGUAAAACCCUCCUCCUUCACCGCCUUGAUUUCGAUACCCACUCUCGCUCUUUAUCCGAACGCACUCUUCACUCCCUCGAGCUCAUUGAGGAGCACAACCGCAUCCACGGUGCGGGGCCUUCUAAUCGACUGAAGGAAGCAUACUGUGCCGCUGCUCUCGAGUGCACCGCCGCCGCUCGUCGGAGGGGCGCUGAGGAAUUUGCCGACGCCGUUAAGAGGAUAUGGAAGGAGAGAAUCGCCGAUAUCGACAAAUCGGAAGCGGCGGUUGGUCUCGUAUCGGAGAAGCUUGUUGAAUUGGCAGGUAGGAUAGAGGUUUGCGCCUUGAGCGGGGAAGGUGGGGAGGAACUCUUUGACAGGGAUGCCGAAGUGGGAUUGAGGUUGGUUAGAGAUUAUUUGAAUGAGGCCAUGGAGGAAAUGGGUCCCUCUUUUCUUGAGAUUGCUGCUGCCGAGGUUAAGGAGAAUAGGAUGGAUUCGAGUGGGUCUGCUUGCCAGGCAGGGGAAGUGAAAGACGCUGAUCAAUGUAUUGAAAAAUUGGAAGCGAAGGGUAAGAGUUCUGUAGAUGAUGGGAUUGGUGAGAAAUGUGAGGGUUUAGGUGAUGUUUGCAUGCGGGGUUUGGAAGAUAAUGAUGUUCUAAAAGCUUCGAAGGUUGUGGAAGUUGUUUCGACGGAGAACUUAGAAGAUGAUAGAAUUAGAGAAGAAUCACGGGGCCUGUGUAAUGCUUCAACAGAAGGUGAUGGUUGCUAUGGUGCUGAGGGGUUUGCGCUCGAACCCAUGGUGGACGCUG